Strongylus vulgaris is the source of this 254-nucleotide messenger RNA. NCBI's taxonomy places the organism in Eukaryota, Metazoa, Nematoda, Chromadorea, Rhabditida, Strongylidae. The record is from the annotation of a GenBank genome assembly.
AUGUGUAGCCAAUGCUAUCAAUAUUCCAAUGAUGCGAAGAAGGUAAGCACGGGGGUAACUUGUUUAACUUACAAAGUUAUCCUGCACUAUUUCAGUGAGUUGCGAGACGGUAUAGAUAUCGUAGAUGCGGAUGGUAAUAAACUAGGCCAAAGCAAACACGUUGCGAAGUCAGCAAUUACACAAGUUGUCAUAUCCCGUAUAGGAAUGGCUACUCCAACUUUCGGUACUUAUAUUCAAGAAGACUAUCAUUAAUA